This is a messenger RNA of Glycine soja, 568 nucleotides long. RefSeq lists its product as uncharacterized. The transcript is spliced from 2 exons. The record is from RefSeq and is a predicted model, not a curated record. NCBI's taxonomy places the organism in Eukaryota, Viridiplantae, Streptophyta, Magnoliopsida, Fabales, Fabaceae. Gene Ontology annotation, molecular function: protein dimerization activity. Bases 21 to 515 code for a protein of 164 amino acids.
AUGGUGAAAGGAAACCAGCCAUGGGCUAUAUUUAUGAAGCAAUGGACAAGGCAAAAGAAACAAUUAUCAAGUCUUUCAACAACAAUGAAAGCAAGUACAAAGAUGUGUUUGCAAUCAUUGAUAAAAGAUGGAAUUGUCAGCUUCAUAGGCCAUUGCAUGCAACUGCCCACUUCUUAAAUCCAGAGUUCUUUUAUGACAACACUGACUUGGAGUUUGAUUUUGAGGCCACCAAUGGUUUGUUUGAGUGCAUUAAGAAGUUGAUUCCACAAUUUGAUGUGCAACAGAAAAUUCUAACCGAGUUGCAUCUUUACAAGAUUGGUGCUGACCACUUUGGUUCCGACUUUGCAAUGGCUCAAAGGAAAACCCAUUCUCCUACAUAUUGGUGGCGAAUGUUUGGGUCACAAACUCCAAAUUUGCAGAAGCUAGCUAUUAAGAUUUUGAGUUUGACUUGCAGUGCUUCAGGAUGUGAAAGAAAUUGGAGUGUGUUUGAGCAAGUAAUUGUGACAAAACUCUAACUAUACUUUUUAAUUUUAUUUAAUUUUGAUGAUCAAGUUUUAUUUGGAGUAUA